Caenorhabditis sp. 36 PRJEB53466 is the source of this 2360-nucleotide messenger RNA. The record is from the annotation of a GenBank genome assembly. NCBI's taxonomy places the organism in Eukaryota, Metazoa, Nematoda, Chromadorea, Rhabditida, Rhabditidae.
AUGUCGACAAGGUCCACACUAACCAAGAAUACCAUAAUGGUACUGAGCUUUAAAAUCUUUCUGAUCUAAUGUUAAACGAUUUUUUUAAAGGAGAACGAGAUACCUCCAAUAGGAGUGGAAAAGAAAAAUCCGAGACGAUACAGCUUGGUUCAUCAAGCUAGUUGCGAAACCCAACAUCACAUCGGUGUACGGAGACAAAAUACAAUUCAGCAUAGGAAACAAUUGACGGAUCAAAUGAGAGGACAGAAGGUAACUCUGACGUCGAUGAUACGCGGAUGUGCUAAAAGCAUGUAUUCAAAAAACGCUGUAUUCUCUAUAUACUCUCAAUUUACCGCUCUUGUCCCCUUGGUGUUUGCAGACUCAAGCGUAAUUUGAGACCCCGAGGGGCAAUAACGAUGAAUUGAGUUUAAAGCCUAACAAAAGGUAUAAUGGGGUUAUUCAGGCUGUGAAAAAAAUGAUUGUUUUCCGUUUUUUUCGUUUUUUUACGUCAAAAAAUCCAAUUCAGCGAUGUAAAAAAACGAAAAAAACGGAAAACAAACAUACGUUGAAUAGCCCUAUAAAAGGUAGCUUUUGUAGAUUUUUCAACAACUGAAUGAUGAAGGAAUCGAGGUGAUUUUCGCAGCCAAUGACGGAUGCAUUGAGUUCUCAGUGAUCAUGUCUUCCACUGACAGUCUUCCCGACUUCAUUACCGAUAUUCUGCAUAGCCUGAGAACAGCUGACGUGGAAAUGCUACACGUGGAAACACGUGGAAGUAAAAUUUCCGGAAAUGAUGUUCUAGCGGACUGUCGCGCCACGAAACGUCAACUGAUCGAGGCUGCUUCUUCUCUCACAAAACGUCAUAGUAAUUUGACUGCUUUUUCUGUUUAUAAGAAGAAGUGUGAUCCUUCUGCCGAUACAUGGUUCCCACGCCAUAUAAGUGAUCUGGACAAUUGCUCGAAGUGCAUCACAAAGUACGAACCGACGACAGAUCCACGCCAUCCUGGUCAUGGGGAUGAAAAGUACAUUGCAAGAAGAAAAUUCCUGAAUGAUCAGGCACAUGAGUUCAAAUUGUAUAUUAGCGUCACAGAAUUCUGGCAAUGACGCUCUACCGAAAUUCCGCGUUAUAAUCGGCCUCGGGCUUUUCCAAUUUACUCUCAAUUUAUCUAUCUUGUCUCCUCAGUUUACUCAUGUCUAUUCUGAGAAGUUUUAGUGUGAGUCUGAAUUCCCCAAGAGGACUGAAGCGAUGAAUUGAAUGUAGCACUGAACAUACGUUAGAGCGGUAGAUCACGCGCUUGCCAGACUUCUACUGUAGGAACUCAACCAAUUCUUUUUAUUUUCAGUGGUGAUGAAAUAGGUUACGUAGAAUACACAAAAGAAGAACACGACACGUGGCAAGCUGUUUAUCAGAAACUAGGAGAUCUACACGAGUCACACACAUGUGCAGUCUAUCGCCAAAACCUUAAAGUUCUACAGGAGGAGGGCGUAUUGACCGCUGACCGAAUUCCACAGAUUCGUGAUGUUAACAAGUUCUUGCAAAGUGAGAACUUGCAACUUCCGUAAAAAUGAUAUCUUUCACAGGAAAAACAGGAUUCGAACUCCGGCCGUGUAGUGGCUUACUUUCGGCUAGAGACUUCUUGGCCUCGCUGGCAUUUCGCGUUUUUCAGACAACAACUUAUUUACGUCACCACAAAAGUCCCCAUCAUUCUCCGGAGCCUGAUCUUAUCCACGAGCUCCUCGGCCAUGUUCCAAUGUUUUCGGAUCCUCUUCUAGCUCAAAUGAGCCAAGAUAUUGGGUUGAUGAGCUUGGGAGCAAGUGAUGAACACAUUGAAAAACUAUCCACUGUCUAUUGGUGAGCUCCUCCAUGUAGCAAUGGAUAGUUCUGAGCGUCUUAAGGUUUAUUGUGGAGUUCGGCUUAUGUAAAGAAGACGGAAAACUUAAAGCAAUAGGCGCGGGUCUUCUUUCUGCAUAUGGAGAACUGAUGGUAAACAUACAGUUAUGAUUUCCUCAAAACUAAUAAACGCAGCAUGCGUGCUCUGACACUCCUGAACACAAAGACUUUGAUCCUGUUGUAACAGCUGCGCAAAAGUAUGAGGAUGAUGAUUACCAACCAUUGUACUUUGUGGCUGACAGUAUCCAUGAUGCAUUGGCAAAACUUCGAAAGUACGCUUCCUCUAUGGACCGCCCAUUCUCAGUCGUAUACGAUCCGUUCACCAAGUCUAUUGAGGUAAGUUUUUUUUCUUGAACAACUCUGAAAUUAUUUUAAUCUGUUCCAGACCAUCGAAUCGAGUGCUGAUCUCGACAAAGCAUUCUGUCGACUAUCGAACGAUCUAAGCGCCAUCACUCAUGCUGCUGAUCGAAUGAAAAUAUCUACUUCUGCUUGA